AUGGAGCAAGAGCUCCGAGAGGACCUCGAAAAAGAGAAACGCCUUUCAGUGCAGUUCAGAAGAAAGGUCACAGUGGAGGGCCUUCAAAUGUUUCUCUCGGUGAUUCGCCCUAAAGCAGAGCAGGACGUACGGACCUUCCUCUGCAACCUGUCCAACAAGCUGCUCAGCUCUUUUACUGGCUCUCACACCAGCAAGCGGUCCAAACUAGCUCUGCUCACCAAGCUGCACUGCACUACCAUACCUUUAGUAACACAGAUGGUGGAUAUAGCUCUAAAAUUUCUCCUGGAUGAACCAGAGCCAGUUGUUGAGGUCAAGCCUUCACAUACUCGAGGUUCUGUCAAGAGCAGGGAUUUAAUGUUAACCUCUGAUCUCAGAAACAGGACCAGAGCCGCCAGCACUGAGAUUGGCAAACUGCUGGCUGACACAGCAGCUACUUGUUUCUGUCUGAAUACAUCUGUCACUAAAGCUCGUCUCCUGUGUAUCUGCACGUCACUGGCCCGGGACAUGGUCAAAGCCAUUUACAAAAGAUUUGUUGACCGCUCCAAAACCUUCCACCUCAUGAACUUUGAUGAAAGCUUCAUCACUGCUAGAGAGAGCGUCAUCUGUGCUGUCCAAGACAUGGAUGACAGAGUUCAGAGUGCUGCGUGCAGAUGGGCUCACCAUCAGCUUUUUACUGAGAAACACCGCAUGACUCCGGAGGUGUGCUGUGUGGUGGCUACAGAGAAGACUGAUGAAAAGGAGAACAAAGAGGGGAAGGGAGGAGUGCUGGCUUUCUUCAGUCGUAUGUGGAAAAAGAUGAUGAGUGUGUCUACUAAAGAGUGA
Xiphias gladius (swordfish) is the source of this 822-nucleotide messenger RNA. RefSeq lists its product as uncharacterized. The coding region runs from base 1 to 822 and encodes 273 amino acids. The record is from RefSeq and is a predicted model, not a curated record. NCBI's taxonomy places the organism in Eukaryota, Metazoa, Chordata, Actinopteri, Istiophoriformes, Xiphiidae. The transcript is spliced from 4 exons.